ACCAGAGAGAGUAGUGAAGAUGUGAGCGAUAUAUAGAGAAGCAAACAUCCAUAUCAAGUGACAAUAAUGUGAAUGAUAAAAGAAAAAAAUAUAUAUUUAAUCUAUGAUGAAACAAAAUGAAUAACAAUGAAACAAUUAAUCAACAAGAGACAAAUAAAAAAACAACAAAAACAAUGAGUGAAUUGGUGAGAAAAUAACUGUACUUUUUUUGUUUGUGUGAAAAAAAUUUUAUGUUGAAAAUUAGUGAAUGAAAUUUUUUUGGACGAAUUUAAAAGAAUAACAGACGAUAUUUUGUGAUUUUUUAUAUUAUUAUUGUUGUUGUGUGUGUGAGUGUUAGUUAUGGUGACUGGUUCUUGACUACCAUAACUACCACCUUCUCCGCCGGUAAGAUAUCAUCAUGAACUACCAGUAUUACCACAACUACUACCACAAUUACUACAACUACUAGCUCGAUUGUGACGUCAUCCUACCACCACCCUCUACUACUACUACCAUUCGUCUCACACUACCACCACUACCACUAUCGUCAGACCACAACCACAACCAUCAUCACUACCACCACUUAUAGCUACUUCUAACACUUUCCAUAUCUACCACUAUUACCACCAUCGUCACCAUAACCACCACUACCACAAUCAAAACAAUCAUAACCACAACCUGACCAUCACUACAAUCACCUAACCCCCCCCACACAACACACACCAUCUAACCAAAAUGUACGGAAUGGUGGGCGGCGGAGGGGUGGUGGGGGGCGGCGGAGGGGGCGGUUCUAGGAGUGGAGGCGGCGGCACCAGGUCGAGCACCAGACGCGCCACCCAAUACAGGUCAGGACCAACCCCUCACCACCACCACGCGCCCACGGGAAGCAUGGUUCGCACACCUGCUCCUCUACCGUCGACUCCUCUCCUUCAUCAAGCAAGCGUGGACAGGUGUCAAAUUUGGCUCAGAUGCUGAAAUGGAAAUACUUGAACAGGAGCCUCGUUAUAGACCAGAGGACAUCAACGCACUCUGCCGCACCACGCACUUCACCCGGCCGGAGUUGCAGCGUCUCUACCGGAGCUUCAAGGACCGAUGCCCUACUGGAGUGGUCAGGGAGGACGCCUUCAAGGAGCUCUACUUCCAGAUGUUCCCAAAAGGAGCCAGCUCCAGCAAGUACCCGCACUAUGUCUUCAAUAACCUCGAUAAGGAGAACACGGGCGUCAUCAACUUUGAGGACCUGAUCACCCUCCUAUCUCGAUUGUCUCGAGGGUCUCUCAACGAUAGACUCAAGUGGAUCUUCACGCUAUAUGACCUAAACGGUGACGGCUGCAUCACUAGACAGGAGAUGACAGAUGUGGUACAAGCUGUCUACGACCUCAUGGGCAAACACACAGAUACGCCUGUUGAUGAACAAACAGUCGGACAGAAAGUGGAAGCUCUGUUUACGACGCUGGACCUCAACAAAGAUGGCGUCAUCACCCUGGACGAGUUCACAGAGGCGUGUAGUCAGGACAGCACAAUCGCCUACAACAUCGACGCCAUGUUGCACUGUGACGUCACCGCCCUCAACCCCGGUGACGUCACCACCACCACUACCAACGAUGGCAUUACUCCUGACCACCCAAGCAGGACGCUCAGGAGGUGACGUCAUGGCGGCGACGACCAAUCACUGAUUACUCGGGAUGGGCAGCUGAUGAUAACGUCACUCCCAGCAGCCAAUGGCAACAAAUGGAUCGUCGGAGAUUUCAGAUUUCUUUAAAUUCUCUCAUUUCUUUCUUUCAUUUCAUCUCUGGGGACAUUUAUUAUUUAAUUAUUUUUAUCAAACUGGUAAAAGUGAGGUUUUAUGGUGUUGUAAAUAAGAGAGACGGAGUAUUUGUGUUUGUUUUUGAUGGACGCUUCGAGGUGGGACUGCUGACCACGUGAGGCUGAGGCUCCCUGCUGACACUGACCCAUUACUUGAACUAUUAUUUAUAUUAAGACUUUUUAGCUGAUUCUUCGAGAACAUUAUUUAUUAUUAUUAUUAUUAUUAUUAUUAUUAUUAUUGUUAUUGUUAUUAUUAUUAUUAUUAUUAUUAUUAUUAUUAUUAUUAUUAUUAUUAUUAUUAUUAUUCCUCCUAACGACAGAUAUCCCUCAACUAACAAACAACCUAAUUAGAUGGUUCACCUUUAGGGUAAUUAUGACCGUAAUUAAGGUUGAGAAUUAGAGUAAAAUUUAUUAUUGUUUAUAUUUUUUAUCUCAAGUUAAAUAAUGAAGUGACUAAUUAGAGGUUAUUUACGAGGAAUAAUUUUUGUAUAAGUUUUCGUCAAUCUUUGCGAAGUAAUGUCAAGUGUUGGAUCACCUGAAGAUUAGUCCCCUAGCUUAUUUCACCUGAUAAUUAGUCCCCUAGCUUAUUUCACCUGAUAAUUAGUCCUCUAGCUUAAUUCACCUGAUGAUUAAACACCUUAACACUAACCCAAGCUAAUACUAACCUGAUCUAAAACUAACCUACCCUUACCUAAUUAAGCCACCCUAACACUAACCUAACCCAACUCUAACUUAACCUCCCCCCCCCCUUAAGCUAACUCACUUCUAACUUAUAAUCACAACUUAACUACACCUAACACUAACUAAACGUAACCUAACCCUAACCAAACCUAACCUAGCUCCUCAGGUAGGAUUAGAGAGGUCAAUCCCCGGGACCAUAAUCUAGGGUGGGGGGUUAAUCUUCAGGUAAGGUCACAGGGUUUGUCUCACGGAGUCUUACCUUCACUGGCAACCUCCCAGACGCCUUGUAAAUACUUCACAAAACUAUAUAUUUGUCUACAGGCUUCACCGCUCUGUUACUUAUGACUACUACCGUUACUGACUACCGUUACUGGCUACUGUUACUUAACUCUGGGUGUUAUUCUGUGUCUAACUCGUCACAUGAGUCCAUAAGUUAUUUCUGUUGUGACGUGGUUCCUGUUCUUUACAUGUUGUGACUCGUUGGUGUCGUGGUUUAAGGCAUCACCUCAAGAUCACACACCUUGGUUUAUAUCACCUGACAUAUAAACACCCUAACCUAACCUAACGUAAUGUAACCUAAUCUAACCUAACCUAACCUAUCCCAACGCUAAUCAAACCUAACCUAACCUUACCCUCCCCCCCCCCAGGGUGUUUACUCAACAGGUGAAAAAUAAAUAAACUAGGGUGUCUAAUAAUGAGGUGAUGUACUUUAUGUUCACUAUGACGUAUAUAUAUAUAUAUACUGUUGUCUCUCUGUCUCUCUCAAGUCUCCCUGUUGUAUUUUUGAGACCAAGAGAGAUAGAGAGACACAUUGUAAUUUGGGUGACUCUGAAUUACUUCAAAUUACUUAUGAAACUUCUACUCAAAAAAUAUUACUCCAAUUAAGUACUUUCUCUUCAAUUAACUACUUUCUCUCCGAUUAUCUACUUUCUCUCCGAUUAUCUACUUUCUCUCCGAUUAUCUACUUUCUCUUCAAUUAACUACUUUCUCUCCAAUUAACUACUUUCUCUUCAAUUAACUACUUUCUCUCCAAUUAACUACUUUCUCUCCAAUUAACUACUUUCCCUAAACUUUUGAUAAUAAUUAUAUUUUUACGAGAGAUAAGGUGAGGUUCUCUCCCUUAUAGAAAGAUAUCGUCGAUUAUAUAGCUCUACUUUCUCUUAUAUAUAAUAAUAUUUUUGCGAGAGACAACAAUGAGAUUACUAUUCCUGUUAUCAAAUCAUCAAGCUUAUUCUCAGCUUAAAGGCUAUAUAGUGAGCUGGGAAUAUAAUCAAUUUUAGAAAGUAUAGAAAGAUUUUAUUACGAAAGAUUUAUAAACUGCAUUCCUAAUAUCGGGAAUUAAAAAAAUGGAAUAUAUUUUAAUUCCUGGAUAAAUUUGGAAUAGAAAAUAGUGCAACGACAGGUGUAUUACACAGGUAGAUGGAUGUGUCAACUUUCUUUUUUGAUAAUAUCUACUUUUAUAAUGUAAAGUGAAAGUAAUAACAAUUUCCUAUCUCUUAAUUAAGUAUUUUAAUAGUAUAGAUGAGAGUAAUACUUUUAAUAAUAAUUAAAUUUUGAAUCUAUUGUUAACUGAAGACUUGAAGUAAAUUAUAGUCAAGAGAUUUUUUCACUCCUUUCACUAAUUCCUUCUUUUAUCUGUUGUUCAAAUGUGAAAUCAAAAUUGUUAGUAUUUAGUAUUGUAUAAAAAAAACCUUAAUAGAAUUUUAUAUACAGUUAGAAUAAAAUAAUGAGGCUAAAUAGACGAAUAAAAUAGCAUAAUAAAGAUAUAUAUAUAUAUUCAGUUGUUUAUCCCUGAAUAAUAGUUUUGGACGAUGUAAAUAUUGUUUUUAUAAUUAUUGAAGGAAAAUGGUUUAACCCUUUGAGGAUGAUGGUUUAACCCUUUGAGGAUGAUAAUUUAACCUUUUAUAGAUGAUGGUUUAACACUUUGAGGGCGAUGAUUUAACUCUGGUAGAAAUAGUUUAAACCCUUGAGGAAGAUGGUUUAACCCCUUGAGGACGAUGGUUUAACCCUUUGACGACGUUAGUUUAACCCUUUGAGGACGAUGGAUUAACCCUUUGAGGACGAUGGAUUAACCCU
Molecule: messenger RNA, 4539 nt
Organism: Homarus americanus (American lobster)
Lineage: Eukaryota; Metazoa; Arthropoda; Malacostraca; Decapoda; Nephropidae
Product: Kv channel-interacting protein 1-like
Exons: 5
Coding region: 956-1624 (222 amino acids)
Molecular function (GO): calcium ion binding
Source: RefSeq, a predicted model, not a curated record